AUGUAUCUGUGCUCUACUUUCCUUCUCAUCGCCAGCCUAAUAGUCGAGUCUCUCACUUACACCCAUCCCAUCCCUCCCGGGUGGACUCUCCAUCGCCGUGCGGAUCCAGAUACUAAAUUACUUGUCCGACUUUCUCUGGUCCAGCCAAAUUUGCAUAACCUCGACGCAUACCUCCUCGACAUCGCUGACCCCCAAUCCCCCAACUAUGGACAGCACUGGACUCCCGAACGGGUCAAGGAGACUUUUCGUCCUUCCCAAGGAUCCGCUGACGUUGUGCGCUCCUGGCUCGUGAGCAACCUCGACGCCGAGUCUUCGACCAUCAUUCAGACCGACGAAGUUCUCAGUCUCAACAUCAGCGUCGCGCAGGCUGAGCGCAUCUUUACCACCAAUUACAACGUCUAUCGUGCGAACAAUGGGUUCGAGCGCGUUGGCUGCCACCAAGGACACAACUUCCCCGCUCAUGUCGCUGAGCACGUCGAAUUCGUUUGGCCCUCACUGACGUACGGCGGCCCGCGUCUAACCCGUCGGAACAGCCCUCCCACCGUCAAAGGUGCUCGGGGACCUCGGAUUGUCCAGCCCAGUGCUAUUGACGUGAAACACUGCGACGAUGCUGUGACACUCGACUGUUUGCGCGCUUUGUACAACUUUCACUACGAUCUCGUUGCUGCGAAGAGGAACACCGUCGGCGUCGCCGAGUUUGGUAUGCAGUACUACAAUCCUGCGGACCUCGACAUGUUCUUCAAGCGCUUCGCUCCAGACCAAGUCGGCAAUCAGCCUAAGCUGAUCAGUAUUGCAGGCGGACAGCUCAACGAAUCCGACCCAAACCUUGAUGACUUCGUCGAAUCGUCUUUGGAUCUCGAGCUGAUGAUGGGGUUGCUUGGUCGCAAGCAAGAGGUCUUCUUGUACGAGGCAGGGACAAUGGAACAGGACCCAUUGAGCGACGAAUUACUUGGCGCAUGGGAUGCCUAUUAUUGCUCCGUGGCGGAUACAUCAGGGAUCGGUAGGAUAGCCAGAGAUAGCGCCUCUAGCGACUGUGGGGAUGCGCCGAGGGCCAAUGUCGUGUCCAUAUCUUACACAUCUACGCCUGAUGUCCGCGAUUCCACGUUCCUACCCAUGCUCCAGAGGGAAUGCACCGAAAUCGGGAAGCUUGCCCUCAUGGGUGUUACGGUCAUUGCCUCUUCAGGAGACUUCGGCGUUGCGUUUCCAGAAUUUCCUGACACCUUAUGUCUUGUGAACGACAAACUCGAAAUGCAAGCACCCAACUCAACACAAUCAGCAGAUUUCGUAGCAGCGUUCCCUGCGUCAUGUCCCUAUGUGACCGCAGUAGGCUCGACACAAGUGAGCCCAGGGAAAUCGGUGCGGGAUCCCGAGACCGCAACCUUCGCAUUCCCAUCUGGUGGUGGCUUCUCCAAUGCGUUUGUUCGGCCUCGAUUCCAGAACGCUGCCGUCACCAAUUACCUCAAGCACUUUGCUCUUCCGUACGGCCCAAGUGUAUUCAACAGAUCUGGAAGGGCUUAUCCUGAUGUGUCGGCGAAUGGGUGCGUGUGGCCUACCGUAGUCGCAGUCGCCGGGAAUUUCAAUUUGACCGGAGGAACCUCUGCCUCGGCCCCUAUAUUUGCCUCUCUAAUCACCGCUGUUAAUGAUGCUCGCAUCGCAAUAGGCAAGAAACCCGUUGGAUGGAUCAAUCCUGCCCUUUAUUCACCUUGGUUCGUUGGUUCCUUCAACGACGUGACGAACGGUACGAACCCGGGUUGUGGCACGGAGGGCUUCCGUGCAUCGCCUGGUUGGGAUCCCGUCACGGGGCUGGGUACGCCCAACUUUGAGCGCUUGCUGGCCAACUUCCUUCUCUUGCCUUGA
This is a messenger RNA of Dichomitus squalens LYAD-421 SS1, 1857 nucleotides long. RefSeq names its product subtilisin-like protein. The transcript is spliced from 10 exons. Bases 1 to 1857 code for a protein of 618 amino acids. Gene Ontology annotation, biological process: proteolysis. Gene Ontology annotation, molecular function: tripeptidyl-peptidase activity; serine-type endopeptidase activity. The record is from RefSeq and is a predicted model, not a curated record. NCBI's taxonomy places the organism in Eukaryota, Fungi, Basidiomycota, Agaricomycetes, Polyporales, Polyporaceae.